This is a messenger RNA of Hypoxylon fragiforme, 1972 nucleotides long. RefSeq lists its product as uncharacterized. The transcript has 2 exons. The record is from RefSeq and is a predicted model, not a curated record. Bases 87 to 1346 code for a protein of 419 amino acids. NCBI's taxonomy places the organism in Eukaryota, Fungi, Ascomycota, Sordariomycetes, Xylariales, Hypoxylaceae.
AGACUUGUGGUGAUGUUUUGACUAAAAAGAAACUCGACCCACACAGAAAUCGUUGCUACGGCGCCACUUUCACCUGCAUUGAUUGCAUGGUCCAUUUUCCAGGAACCGAAUACCGCGCGCAUAAUAGUUGCAUGACAGAAGAUCAAAAAUAUCAAGGCUCGCUAUAUAAACCCAAGAGACAGAAGUCAAACGGCACCGAUCCUUUCGGUAGACCUAACAAUAUGUCCCACAACGCAUACGUCGAGGACGUUACGGAGUACGAAGAGUACCAACAAUACCAAAUUCACGAAGACGAUGUCGAAGAUGCGGCAAACCUGCCACCGGAAGCACCGACUCCUCCGCCAGCUGUCGCUGACGACCCGAAUGUGAACGUUUUUGACUUCCUCGUUGAUCAUACCCCAAACGUGUCAAACGUCAACCUCCAAUACUAUGAUAAUCCCACCGUACCAAGUGGUGCUCGGCAGCUUGUGCGAUUCGAACAAGAAAACCAAGAAAACCAAGAAAUCGACGACUACGUAGAUCCCACUGGCUACAUGGUAGAUGAGGAGGAAGCGGCACCAUACGGGCCCACUCCCAUUGAGGCCCCCAAAUUCGAAACGCCAAUGCCCAAGCCUCAUCGAAGAAGGUCAAAGGACGGCGAAACUCUGAAAGAUAAGAAGCGCAAGCGACUGCACAUUGAGACACCUGGUCCGUUGGCGUUCCAGGCACACGGCGACGAAGUAAUGACGGAUGCGCCACCAGUACUGCACUCGGGUUUGACCGGGGGCCUUAACCGUCUCAUGCGUCCAUCCCAGUUCCCUCCUUCACCGGAUUACUCUGGAGGCGAUAACGGGGAAAUCUCACCAACAAGCCCUGUCAAGAAGACGAAGCAUUCUAAAUCUAAGUCCAAGUCUACACGGCCAGAGACCGUUAGUGGUGGCUUCAAGGCCUUCAUAUCGGGCACUUCUAAGUCGAAGGUGUCCAAGAAGCGAAAGCACUCAUCUGAUAAGGAUAAGGAUAAGAAGGAGAAGAAAGAGAAGAAGUCCCGACACCACCAUCGGUCUAGUUCCGAGAAAGUUCCGAAACUGAUUGAGUUCCGGCCGAAGUCGCGCGAUGAGAAAGAUGGGGAAUCCGGGCAAAUGAUCCUUUACAAACCGAGAUCCGAUCUUUUCUUGAGUCUGUGCAACAAGGGACCCGAGAGCGAGCGGGGCUGCAGUGUGAACAAAGCUCUGAAGAAAUACCACCGUGAGCGAUCGGAGUCCGGAUCAAGCCUUGGCAAAUCUACGGAGGAGAAGGAACUUUGGCGGUCAUUACGGAUGCGUCGUAAUGAACGGGGCGAAAUCGUCCUAUUUUCGAUCGAAGCCUAAUACGAUAAGCAUUUUAUGUAAUGUGAGAUUAUGGGAAUGGGCAGAGAUAGGAGAUGUGGCGUUCUAAUUUAGGUACGGUUGCUUUACGGUACGGGAAACUAAGUGUGAUACCAGGGUCGUGGAUGUUUGAGUAAGGGAAAGGUUUCCAAGGUUUGGGGGGGAGGGCAUGGAUGGAUGGAAGGAGGGGACAACACGGAAUCUGGUUAAGUUGUUGUCGGACGGGAAGGAAAAAAAAUCAACAAACCAAACAAACAAAUACCCUUGUUGUUGUUGUUGCUGCUUCUGAAGCUGGUCUUGAAGCCUCUUUAUCAGAGAAGAGGAGACAGAUGGACGCCGCAUCAUCGAUCGAUCGAAGUCACCACCAAUGUCGUUGUUGUUGUUGGAUUAUUAUUAUUUUGGAGAAACGUGUAACCACUACUUGCUACUAUUACUUGCUACUAUUACUAACCUUUACCUUGUUCGCAUUUCUUCUUGUAUGUCCUAUUCAGAUAUCUGUUUUCUUAUAUCCUUCUUAUUUUUCUUGGUUUCAAGGAUACCUUAUUGUUCCAAGGUUACUUGUUUUUUCUGUUCAGGACAACGAUACGAGUGUGUGUGGGGAACGGGGGAAGUGGAAGUGGAAGUGGAAG